AUGUCCUGUGUUGAGCUUGAGCGGAGGAAUGCCGGCCGGUUCGUCGGUCGGACGAGCCUCAGACAUGAAAAGACGACCCGCCAGAAGAAUGGAGGAGCAGCGGAGGGUCUGAGCUAUCAAUGUUAUAGGCACAGCUCGCUGGCCUCGUGGGGGCGCGAUGGAGCUAGUGCAGGCAAGCUGCAGCGCCCCUUGCUGGAUAGCAACUACAAAACGCUGAGCAAAAUGGAACGGCGGCCGGAAGCCAAGCCGAAGAAGGUGCGGAGGGGGAAAGUAGAUGUUACGCUGGAGGAGUGAGGAGGGCUGGGAGAGGCAGGCCAGCGUCUACUUGACAUUAACAAAUACAAGAGACCAUAUGAACCCCACGGGCUGUCGUCUC
Messenger RNA from Gaeumannomyces tritici R3-111a-1, 376 nucleotides. RefSeq lists its product as hypothetical. NCBI's taxonomy places the organism in Eukaryota, Fungi, Ascomycota, Sordariomycetes, Magnaporthales, Magnaporthaceae. The coding region runs from base 1 to 294 and encodes 97 amino acids. The transcript has a single exon. The record is from RefSeq and is a predicted model, not a curated record.